Lactuca sativa (garden lettuce) is the source of this 774-nucleotide messenger RNA. The record is from RefSeq and is a predicted model, not a curated record. Lineage: Eukaryota; Viridiplantae; Streptophyta; Magnoliopsida; Asterales; Asteraceae.
AUGACAAGAAACAAUGGAAAUGGCGAAAAAGAGAGUAUGAUCACCCUCCAUUACCCUAUGUUGUCAAGAAGCAAUUAUUCUGCAUGGGUCAUCAAGAUGAGAGUCUUCAUGCAAUCCCAGGGAGUUUGGGAUGCAGUGAAAGCCAGAACAUCAAACACAAUUGUCGAGGUGAAGAAGGAUAAGAUGGCACUAGCAGCCAUCUAUCAAGGGAUACCGGAAGACCUGUUAUUGUCCCUGGCUGAGAAGAAAAUAGCCAAAGAGGCCUGGGAGGCUUUAAAAACAAUGUUCAUGGGAGCAGAUAGAGUAAAGACUGCAAGAAUUCAGACCUUGAAAACAGAAUUCAAGGCACUGGAUAUGAAAGAUAUAGAGGGUGUUGAUGAGUUUGCUACAAAGGUAAUCAAUAAUGUAAGCACUAUGCAUACCAUGGGGGACACAGUAGAAGAAUCCUACAUUAUGAAGAAGAUAUUGAGGGUUGUGCCAUUUAAGCUUCUCCAGAUUGCUUCUACAAUUGAAAAGUUUGGGGACUUAGAGACAAUGACAAUAGAGGAAGUAAUUGGGAGACUAAAGGCCCAUGAAGAAAGAAUGAAGGGACAUGGGGAGAAUGAUGAAAAGGAGCUGCUCUUGACUCACCAAGAGUGGUCAAAAAGGAACAAAAAGAAGACUGAGGGAGAUUCCAAAUCUAAGUCGAGUAGAGGAGGAUUUGGAACCUCACAAGCACGAUGUAGAGGAAGAGGCAGAGGUAAUGGUGGUCGUGGCACUCGUGGGAGAGGAUGA